UCGUCUGUAUCAGCCGGAUCCGGGAGGCGACGCGGCCGGCGAGGAGCCCCUUCCAAUGGCCCCGACACCCCUGAUCGCCUGCGUCCUCUGCAUCAGCUUGUCUGCCGUCUCCUGCCUCCCUGCCAGCAGCAGCGAAGUGAAUCUACUGGACACGGUGGCGAUUCCUGGAGACUGGGGCUGGCUGACCUUGCCGCCACAUGGGUGGGACUCAAUCAACGAAAUGGAUGAGUUUUUCAGCCCCAUUCACACCUACCAAGUCUGCAAUGUGAUGAGCGCCAACCAAAACAACUGGCUACGAACCAAUUGGGUGCAACGAGACGGUGCUCGGCGGGUGUACGUGGAGAUUAAAUUUACCCUAAGAGAUUGUAACAGCAUGCCCGGCGUCCUGGGGACCUGCAAAGAGACCUUCAACCUCUAUUAUUUGGAAAGCGAUCGGGAUGUGGGCACCAGUAUCCGGGAAAGUCAGUAUCUGAAGAUCGACACAAUAGCUGCUGAUGAGAGUUUCACCAGCGCGGACCUCGGCGUACGGAGACUCAAGCUAAACACAGAGGUCCGAGAUGUGGGGCCUUUGAGUAAACGUGGCUUUUACUUGGCCUUCCAAGACAUUGGGGCUUGCAUUGCUAUAGUAUCUGUCCGAGUGUAUUAUAAGAAAUGCCCCUCCAUGGUGAGAAAUCUGGCAGCCUUUUCUGAAGCCAUCACAGGAGCAGAUUCCUCCUCCCUAGUGGAGGUGAGAGGAGAGUGUGUGGGGCACUCGGAGGAGAGGGACACCCCGAAAAUGUACUGUAGCGCAGACGGAGAAUGGCUGGUUCCGAUUGGAAAAUGUGUCUGCAGCGCUGGAUUUGAAGAGCGAGGGGAUUCCUGUGUCGCCUGUGACCUUGGCCAUUACAAGUCUUCUCCGGGCGACCAGCUCUGCUCCAAGUGCCCCCCGUUCAGUCACUCGGACACCCUGGCGGCACAAGUUUGUCAAUGCGAUACCAAUUAUUUCCGUGCGUCUAUGGACCCACAUUCAUCACCCUGCUCACGUCCCCCCUCGGCUCCCGUCAACCUCAUCUCUAGUGUUAAUGGCACCUCUGUCACCUUGGAGUGGAACCCACCAGUAGACACAGGUGGGCGCAGAGACGUCACUUACAAUAUCAUUUGCCGACGCUGUGCUUGGGAUGCGGGUCAGUGUGAGCCCUGUGGGGUGGGCGUUCGUUACAUCCCCCAAGAGUCCAGCCUAGAAAAGACCUCCCUUACGGUGGCAAAUCUUCAGGCCCACAUGAACUACACCUUCUGGGUGGAGGCGGUCAACGGGGUGUCCGACUUUAGCUUGGAGCAACGGAUGUUCUCCACAGUGAAUAUUACCACGAACCAGGCAGCCCCUUCACAGGUUGUGGUUAUCCGCCAGGAGAAGGCCGGGCAGAACAGUGUCAGCCUUGUGUGGCAGGAGCCCGAGCAGCCCAAUGGCAUCAUCCUGGAGUAUGAGAUCAAAUACUUUGAAAAGGAUAAGGAGAUGCAGAGCUACUCCACGCUGAAAGCCAAGGAGACGCAAGCUCUGGUGUCCGGCCUGAAGCCAUCAACACGCUAUGUGUUCCAGGUCAGGGCCCGGACCUCGGCUGGCUCUGGGCAAUUUAGCCAGACCAUAGAGGUGGAAACUAGUAAAGCAAUGGUUCUCCGGUAUGACACGAUGACAAUUGUCUGGAUCUGCCUCACUCUGAUAACGGGUCUCGUCCUCCUGCUGACUGCCCUCAUCUGCAAGAAACGGCACUGUGGGUACAGUAAAGCCUUUCAGGACCCCGACGAGGAGAAAACGCAUUAUCAGAAUGGGCAAAUAACCUUUGCGGAGUCCAAGCUCUACGUAGACCCUCACACCUACGAGGACCCUUGCCAGGCCGUUCACGAGUUUGCCCGAGAGAUAGACGCCUCCAGAAUUAAGAUUGAAAAGAUAAUUGGAUCAGGCGAAUUUGGGGAAGUUUGUUAUGGGCGGCUGAAGCUCCCAGGAAAGCGCGAGAUCCCGGUGGCAAUAAAGACUUUGAAGGCCGGGUACAGUGAGAAGCAGAGAAGGGAUUUCCUGAGCGAGGCAAGCAUCAUGGCGCAGUUUGACCAUCCAAACGUGAUUCACUUGGAAGGAGUGGUUACUCGAGGUAAAUUAACUAUGAUCGUUACAGAAUAUAUGGAGAAUGGAUCACUGGAUACAUUCCUGAGGAGUCGUGAUGGUCAGUUCACCAUAAUCCAGCUGGUAGGGAUGCUCAGGGGCAUUGCUUCAGGAAUGAAGUAUCUAUCUGAUUUGGGAUUCGUCCACCGAGACUUGGCAGCGCGUAACAUCCUCGUCAAUAAUAACCUGGUCUGCAAAGUGUCUGACUUUGGGCUCUCGCGGAUACUGGAGGACGAUCCGAAUGCUGCCUACACCACCACGGGUGGAAAGAUUCCCAUCCGCUGGACGGCUCCAGAAGCCAUUGCUUAUCGCAAGUUCUCCUCAGCCAGUGACGUAUGGAGCUACGGCAUUGUCAUGUGGGAAGUCUUAGCCUAUGGGGAGCGGCCAUACUGGAAUAUGACCAAUCGGGAUGUGAUAAGUUCAGUGGAGGAAGGAUAUCGCCUUCCUGCCCCAAUGGGCUGCCCCACGGCUUUGCACCAACUUAUGUUGGAUUGUUGGCAAAGAGACCGCAAUGAAAGGCCCCGGUUCUCCCUCAUUGUUAGUAUCCUGGACAAACUAAUCCGGAAUCCUGAACACCUGAAAGCCAGCGCAACGGUCAACAGAUUCACCCAUCCGCGGAUCGACAGGGGACUCUUUGACUUUGCCAGCCGUGCCACAGUGGAUGACUGGCUGGAUUCAAUCAAGAUGGGUCAAUACAAGGAAAACUUUGUGAUGGGAGGAUACUCUUCCCUCGGACUGGUGAUGAGGAUGAACAUAGAUGAUAUUCGAAGACUUGGGAUUUCAUUAAUAGGUCAUCAAAAGAAGAUCCUCACCAGUAUUCAGAUCAUGAGGGCUCAGCUCAUCAAUACACUGGGACCCAGAAUGCACUUGUGAUCAAAACGUGACCUGAGCCCAACUGGGAACACAGGCAGUACCAAGGAUGCGCGGACCAUCAAAUCGUCGGGGGACAGCGUUGGACAGGCUGGAUCAUUCAGCAUUAAACAACAGUUAAUAUGAUGAAGCAACAACGCGUAGCAGGAUUCGGAGAUUACCCCAUCUCCUGCUCCCCAUUUUAACUCAUUUACUUUUCUUGGAUUUUUUUAAAGGAUUUAGAGCUGCAUCUCUAAUAUAGCAAUAGAAUCUCAUUCUGUGAAUAAUCAGGGUGCUUC
Molecule: messenger RNA, 3282 nt
Organism: Spea bombifrons (plains spadefoot toad)
Lineage: Eukaryota; Metazoa; Chordata; Amphibia; Anura; Pelobatidae
Gene: EPHA8
Product: EPH receptor A8
Exons: 17
Coding region: 56-3007 (983 amino acids)
Biological process (GO): cell surface receptor protein tyrosine kinase signaling pathway; protein phosphorylation; axon guidance
Cellular component (GO): neuron projection; plasma membrane
Molecular function (GO): ATP binding; protein binding; transmembrane-ephrin receptor activity
Source: RefSeq, a predicted model, not a curated record